Messenger RNA from Hippocampus comes (tiger tail seahorse), 2108 nucleotides. RefSeq names its product RNA binding motif, single stranded interacting protein 1a (gene rbms1a). The record is from RefSeq and is a predicted model, not a curated record. NCBI's taxonomy places the organism in Eukaryota, Metazoa, Chordata, Actinopteri, Syngnathiformes, Syngnathidae. Gene Ontology annotation, molecular function: RNA binding. The coding region runs from base 309 to 1442 and encodes 377 amino acids. Gene Ontology annotation, cellular component: ribonucleoprotein complex. The transcript is spliced from 14 exons.
GUAGUAGGUGGGACUGGCGAGCGGUCUGCACCAGGACGUCGUAGAUCAAUGAACCGAACCGGAGGCUCGCUCGAUACGCUGGUGUACAACAAACUGAGCUAACUGGAUAAAUGUGUCACCAGCAAAGCAUAAGAGAGGGCACGCACGCUUUGUUCAACUUAAUCAACCCGUUCAGUAUGUCGAUGUUUUAACCAGACGGGUUAUUUUCGAGCCUUACUCGCCGCUUCCGACCAUUUCAUUGGAUCUGCGAUUUUUUUUUUAAGAGGGGGGAGAUCUUGUCUGGAAAUCGAAUAUCUCUAACCUCCAGGAUGAUCUUUGCAAACACGGGCAACCCACUGAAAGCUGCCACUCGCAAGCAGUGGCCCUCCUGUGUGCAGUCGUACCCCAUGACUCCGUCCAGUCCGAGCAGCAGCAGCAACAGCAGCAGCACGGGCUUGGAGCAGCUCAGCAAGACCAACCUGUACAUCCGAGGCCUCCCUCCUGCCACCACCGACUUGGACCUGGUCAAACUCUGUCACCAGUAUGGCAAGAUUCAGUCAGCAAAGGCGAUCCUGGACAAGACAACUAAUAAAUGUAAAGGUUAUGGCUUUGUGGACUUUGACAGCCCAGCGGCUGCUUUGAAGGCCGUGCACGCUUUGAAAACCAGCGGCAUUCAAGCCCAGAUGGCCAAGCAACAGGAACAAGAUCCAACAAAUCUGUAUAUUUCCAACUUGCCUCUGUCUGUGGAUGAGAAAGAGUUGGAGAACAUGCUGCAGCCUUUUGGCCAAGUUGUUUCCACACGCAUCCUCCGCGACUACGGUGGCAACAGCCGGGGUGUGGGCUUUGCCAGGAUGGACACCACCGAGCAGUGUAACGCUGUGAUCUCACACUUCAACGGGAAAUUUAUCAAGAUCGCCUCCGGAGCACUGGCUCCCUCUCAGCCCUUGUUGUGCAAGUUUGCAGACAGCCAAAGGAAGAAACACGCUCACAGUGGAUUUGUUCCCAAUGGACAGACAGGCGAUCUCAGACUAGGCGCAAUGACUCUUACCUAUGAUCCCUCCUCAGCAGCUAUGCAGAAUGGGUACUAUCCAUCUCCAUAUCCAGUGCCCAACAGGAUAAUGACCGUGCAGCCAGCUAUGUCCCCCUACAUGUCUCCGGUCUCUGCUUACCAGGUUCAGAGUCACUCCUGGGUGGCACAUCAGCCAUAUAUCAUGCAACACCCGGCCCCCGUGAUGUCUCCCUCUGUGGAUCCCUCCAUGUCAUUGCAUCCCUCUACUAUGAUUACUCAGCAAAUGGGUCAGCUGUCCCUAGGAAACACUGGAGCAUAUAUUGCAGCCAACCCGGGGGCCCAAGGUGCUUACAUACCACAGUAUCAUCCUCUGCCGGCAGCACCGGAAAGCGGCACGCCACAGCAGCUGGAUUCUUCCACCAACUCGUCCCCUUACAGUCAACUCAGCAAGUAACCACAGGCUCAGCGAUAACUCGGCAAGCCAGAGGGUUGGCGAGAGCGGGCUGAUGACGUCACCGUUUUAGCAGCCCUCUCUGAUUGGACCAGACACACAAACUUUUUUGCACAGCCCUUAUGCUUGUGUUGGAAAACGAGGACAGUGAAAAUGCACUCAAGCAGUUGGCUAAUCACAAAAAAAAAAAAAAAAGAUUUAUUUUGAUAAGAAACAACAUGCUCUUCAAGAUUUUCUCUUUUUUUCAAGAAGGAUUCUCAAAUUCCAGAGGACACUUCCCCACCCCUGCCCCCACCGCAUUAUCCACAGUAUGAUGUGAUUUUACAUGCAUGAGAUUGCGAUGUCCCCUCCACCCCCCACUUCUAGGUUUUUAUGAUUUUAUAGCUACGUGCCCCUGCAAAACCUUGUUUGCACUGACUUGUAAAGUAAAAAAAAAAAAAAAAGGGUUGUGUUUCACAAUUGUCACAGAAUCACAUGCUUGAAAGAGGUGACCAUGUCAUGAAAAGGUGCCUUCCUAACCACCAUCUUCCAGCGUUUCUCAUUGAACUUGAUCAGGUGUCAUAUUUGCCAUCAUAAUUCCAUCUGAUUGAUCUCACACAGGAAGUGCGGCGCUAUCUAGUCUUCUGGUAGCAAUAAUGAGAGUCCCACUGCAAUACUGAGGGCAGGAAA